Messenger RNA from Miscanthus lutarioriparius, 990 nucleotides. The record is from the annotation of a GenBank genome assembly. Lineage: Eukaryota; Viridiplantae; Streptophyta; Magnoliopsida; Poales; Poaceae.
AUGACACGCGCCCCUCCGUGCUCACGCUCCUCGUCCUCCUCGCCGUCCAGCUCCCUCCCGCCGCCGCCGCCGCCGCCGCCGCCAAGCACCGCCACGCGUCCGAAUCCGCCCCGGCACCGCCCGCCUCCUACCUCCUCCCGCCUCCUUCUCUACCCGCUUCACCUUCCGCAUCACGCCCGCGCCCACACCUACGGUGACGGCCUCGCCUUCCUCCUAACCUCUUCCCGGACUUUCCUCGGCGCCUCCAACGGGUUCCUCGGCCUCUUCCCCUCCUCCUCCGCCUCGGACGAGGGCGAGGCCGACCUCCGCGGCGUCACCACCGUAGCCGUCGAGUUCGACACCCACCGCGACGUGGCGCUGCGUGACCCUGACGGCAACCACGUCGCGCUCGACGCGGGUUCCAUCUUCUCCGUCGCGUCCGCGAGCCCCGGCGUCGACCUCAGGUCAGGCGUACCCAUCAUCGCCUGGGUCGAGUACCGCGCCCCACGCCGCCGCCUCAGCGUGUGGCUCUCGUACUCGUCGUUCCGCCGCCCAGAGAAGCCCGCCCUCUCUGCUGAUGCCGACCUCUCCGGACUCCUGCGCACAUACAUGUACGCCGGCUUCUCGGCGUCCAAUGGCAAUGGCGCGGCGCUUCAUGUCAUUGAACGCUGGACCUUCUGCACCUUCGGCUUUGCCAACUCAUCCCGCGCGUCGCCACCAUCUGAGCCCCCAGCACAGCCCAACAAGGCACUGCUGCCGCCCAACAGCAAACCACUGCUGCUUACAGGAAGCCACCAGCACCACCACCUAAUCUACAAGGUGCUCGGUGGAGUCCUUGGAGGCAUGGUCUUGCUUGUAUUUGCCAUCGUCGCCUCUGUUGUCUGGCUCUCCAGGCCAGCUCGUCGCCCAACUGAAGAGCGUACAGUGCCGCCGAGCGAGGACAAGCCUUAUGGGACGAUGUCUAUGGAGGUGGAAGCGACCUGGUAUGUGAAGGGUAGUCAAGAUGCUUGA